Sorex araneus (European shrew) is the source of this 8714-nucleotide messenger RNA. RefSeq names its product diacylglycerol kinase gamma (gene DGKG). Gene Ontology annotation, molecular function: ATP-dependent diacylglycerol kinase activity; calcium ion binding. Gene Ontology annotation, cellular component: plasma membrane. The transcript is spliced from 26 exons. The record is from RefSeq and is a predicted model, not a curated record. NCBI's taxonomy places the organism in Eukaryota, Metazoa, Chordata, Mammalia, Eulipotyphla, Soricidae. The coding region runs from base 831 to 3206 and encodes 791 amino acids. Gene Ontology annotation, biological process: intracellular signal transduction; diacylglycerol metabolic process; lipid phosphorylation.
GCGCGCGCGCGGGAGCCUGGCGGGGGCGGGCUCUGCGCCCGGGGGCCGGGCUGGGCGCGCAGAGUGGCAGCCGGACUUAGCAGGCUGCGAGGGGCCGGGCGCCGCAGUGCCGUAGUAGUGGGCAGCAGCGGCGGACGGCUGGGGAUCCGCCGAUAACCCGAGCUGGCAGAAGAUCCCGGCGUUUCCCAGUCUCGGCCGGGGGAGGGCCCGCAGCUCCCCAGAGCUUGCAGGCACUGCCACCCUCCCGCCCCGAGCUGGCAGCGCGGGCGGGACGACGACGACGACGACCAGUCUUGGUCCCCUUUGCGUCUCUUGGUUCCGCUUUGCUCCCAAGUAAGGGAAUAAGCCCAGAGUCAAAGAAACGCACCGGGAAACCGCGCAACCAAGUGUUGCAUGGUGAGAGCACUGGAGGGACCUUACUGUGAGAGCACCAUCAUCAGUGACCAUGUGAAGAAUGAGCUGAAGAACAAGCCCCUUGAAGAUGUUCAGAAUAGGCCUUCCUAAGCUUUGAACAAAAUAAGGGCCGAUAAAGACCCUGAAAGUUCAAGAAAAGCUAUUCUUACUCCCGGGACCGGAGUGAUAGUACAGCAGGAAAAGCAAGGGUCUCUGAAGCCACCUGGACUGCAGAUAGAAGAAUGUUGUUUGAGAAAUAACAAUACUUGCUCAUCUGUGGAAAGCUGCCCACAGCGACCAUAGAUACUUGGCCUCUGAGAAGUUUCCUGAAGGACUUGUCUAGCAUCCCUUCAAUGUGCCAGGUGCUAGCUCGAGCCCCAGCGUCACCCUGAACACAGCUCCACACGUGGUCUCAGACAUCCACAGCCGGCUGAAAAAUGAGUGAGGAACGCUGGGUUUCCCUCACUCCCGAAGAAUUCGAACAACUCCAGAAAUAUUCCGAAUAUUCUUCCAAGAAGAUAAAGGAUGUAUUGGCUGAAUUCAAUAAAGGUGGGAGCCUCAAACAGUAUGACCUACGUGAGCCGAUUAGCUAUGAUGUCUUCAAGCUGUUCAUGAGGUCAUACCUGGAGGUGGACCUUCCUCAACCACUGAGUACACAUCUCUUCCUGGCCUUCAGCCAGAAGCCCAGACAGGAGACCCCUGACCAUCCAAAGGAGGGGGCCAGCAACAGCGAGGCCUGUGGCCCAGAUCCCAACAUCCCAAAUGAAGAUAAUGCUGCCAAAGCAGAUGAGGCCUGUGCCCCAGAUGCAGGUUGCACGAGCUCCGAGAAGGAAGUGGCCUCUAAGGACCAAGUGGCUGUGACCACCCUGGAAAAUGCUGCCACUCCGUCUUCAGGCUCAGGGUCCCCCAUAGUGUACCUGAAUGAUGUCGCGUGUUCCCUGUCCCUGCUGGAGACCGGGAGGCCUCAGGACAAACUGGAGUUCAUGUUUCAUCUCUAUGAUUCGGAUGAGAAUGGCCUCCUGGACCAAGCGGAGUUGGACCGUAUCGCUAACCAAAUGCUACACAUCGCCCAGUAUCUGGAGUGGGACCCCACGGAGCUCAGGCCGAUACUGAAGGAGAUGUUGCAAGGGAUGGACUAUGACAAGGAUGGCUUCGUGUCUCUGGAGGAAUGGGUCCAUGGAGGAAUGACCACCAUCCCCUUGCUGGUUCUCCUGGGCAUGGAUGACUCUGGCUCCAAGGGUGACGGGAGGCAUGCCUGGGUCAUGAAGCACUUCAAGAAACCAACCUACUGCAACUUCUGCCACAUCAUGCUGAUGGGUGUCCGGAAGCAAGGCCUGUGCUGCAUCUACUGUAAAUACACUGUCCAUGAGCGCUGUGUAUCCAAAAACAUUCCUGGAUGUGUCAAAACGUACUCAAAAUCCAAAAAAGGCAAUGAGGUGAUGCAGCACGCGUGGGUGGAAGGGAACUGCUCCGUCAAGUGUGACCGGUGCCAUAAAAGUAUCAAGUGCUAUCAGAGUGUCACAGCGCGGCACUGCGUGUGGUGCCGGAUGACGUCUCACCGCAAGUGUGAGGUGUCCACCUUGUGCGACGGUGGCGAGCUGAGAGACCACAUUCUGCUGCCCACCUCGAUAUGCCCAGUCACCCGGGACAAGCAGGAUGGGAAGACGGAUGGCACCGUGACCGGAAAGGGUGAACCUGUAACGCAGUAUAAGAUUAUCCCCACCCCAGGUACCCACCCUUUGCUGGUCUUGGUGAACCCCAAGAGUGGAGGGCGACAAGGAGAAAGAAUUCUUCGGAAAUUCCACUAUCUGCUCAACCCCAAACAAGUUUUCAACCUGGACAAUGGGGGGCCUACACCCGGAUUGAACUUUUUCCACGACACGCCAGACUUCCGUGUGUUGGCCUGUGGAGGAGAUGGAACAGUUGGCUGGAUUCUGGAUUGCAUUGAUAAGGCCAACCUCACCAAGCACCCACCGGUGGCGGUCCUGCCCCUGGGAACAGGAAACGACCUGGCCCGCUGUCUCCGCUGGGGUGGAGGUUAUGAAGGGGGCAGCCUGACGAAGAUCCUGAAGGACAUCGAGCAGAGCCCCUUGGUGAUGCUGGACCGCUGGCAUGUAGAAGUCACCCCCAGAGAGGAGGUGGAGAAUGGGGACCAGGUUCCAUACAGCAUCAUGAACAACUAUUUCUCCAUCGGUGUGGAUGCUUCCAUUGCACACCGAUUCCACGUGAUGCGGGAGAAACACCCUGAAAAAUUCAACAGCAGGAUGAAGAACAAGUUGUGGUACUUUGAAUUUGGCACCUCGGAGACCUUUGCAGCCACCUGCAAGAAACUCCAUGACCACAUAGAAUUGGAGUGUGAUGGGGUUGGAGUGGACUUGAGCAAUAUAUUCCUUGAAGGCAUUGCCAUUCUCAACAUCCCCAGCAUGUAUGGUGGCACCAACCUCUGGGGAGAAACCAAGAAGAACAGAACUGUGAUUCGGGAAAGCAGGAAGGUCGUCACUGAUCCCAAGGAACUGAAAUUCUGUGUCCAAGACCUCAGUGACCAGCUCCUUGAAGUAGUGGGACUAGAGGGAGCCAUGGAGAUGGGACAGAUCUACACUGGCCUGAAGAGUGCGGGCAGGAGGCUGGCCCAGUGCUCCUCCGUCACAAUCAGGACGAACAAGCUGCUGCCCAUGCAGGUGGACGGAGAGCCCUGGAUGCAGCCUCCUUGCUCGAUUAGAAUUACCCACAAGAACCAAGCGCCCAUGAUGAUGGGGCCUCCUCAGAAGAGCAGCUUCUUCUCCCUGAGAAGGAAGAGUCGUUCCAAAGACUAGACAAAGUGCCAAGCACCUGAUGCGCCAAGAAAGAAGUCAAGAAACUCACACAGACACACCACACACACACACACACACACACACACACACAGAGACACACCACACACACACACACACACACAUACACACACGCUUCUCUAACCAGUGGGAGUCAACACACCAUUCAGGAAGUAAUCUUCACCUGCCAUAUAGUCUGUUUCAACAAUGCGUACACGCCAACUCAACCAACGCCCACAGGACAUUCUGAAUGGAUGCAGUACCCACCAGGGCGUGGGGGGGGGGGGGGUCUUGCAGCCACUUCCACCUUCCCAGAAGGCCUUCCUGAGUGGACUCGUCUGAGACUUCAGGAGAAGUCCCCCCUUUCUUUCACCAACACUGCAAGUUGCAUCUUUUCUUCACGGACACUCACAGGGAGCGAGGUUUCCUGCCAACAGUGAGAUCGGAUGUGGCGCAGGGAAAGCGCUCCUGUUCCAGCAAGCUUGCACAAAGCUCCCUCUGUGGAGAGACAAGACGCCUCCUACUCUCUGAGCCCAGUGCUUGGCAGGGCUCCUGGAGCACACGUUGUUGGUGUCGUGGUUGUCUUUCGAGCGACAACUUCACCCUGAACUCGCCGAGGAGGCAGGAAGGCUGUGGAGAGCUGGGUUCUUCUUCUUGGUUCUCUGCACUGUCGGGAGGCACUGCUUGUUAUUCUCUCAAAGCGCUUUCCUGGGGACUGUGCGCUUGUUCAGUGGCGGCUCCCGGCUCCCAGAGCCCCCCGCCGUGCCUGAGCGGCACACCUUAGAUGUGGUAUUUAUUUUCUUAGUUCUGCAAACACCUGGGAGGGAAAGCAGAAAAACUGGGAUCUAUUUUUCAAAUUGGUGUCAUAAUAUUGUGUAAAAGGGGAAGGAAAAAAAAAAACACCCCCAGCUUCUUUCUUUUUCAAGCCGAAGUGUGUUUCCUGUAUAAGUUUGAAGCCCGGGUGGCAGACUAUUCCUGAAGGCAGACAAGAUGGGAGAGAAGGGCCUUUGCUGAGGGGACCAGGAGCCCAACUAUUAAGUAGUUCUCUCCUGCCUCUUUGCACCUUCCUCUCCCAAAGUAUGUCAUGCAGGCCCUUCUGCUGGUCUGUGUAUACAUAUUUGUAGCAUAUAUAUUUAUGUAUAUAAAUAUUUAUUUCCUGGUGAACUUUUCCUGGUUGAAAAAAAAAACCCACAUGUAGUCUAGGAACAGAAAGUGAAAAAAGAAAAAGUUUCUUAGCCUCCCCAACCCCCAUCCCAUUUCAGUGUCAAGACUCAUUUCCUUAUUUCCUUAUGGCAAUCACAAGAUUUGAGGGAAACGAAAGUGGCUCCUUAUCUAAAAAGACUGAGAAUAUGUAUUCUGGAUUUUUUUAAAAAAAUGAACGGUGUUCUGGGCAGGAUGUACUCUCCCAUUUAUCAGAUAAGAAAACUGAGUGUCUCAGCACAUUUAAGGGACUUGUUCUUGGUAUCUUGGCUAAUAUGGCUUGGAAAUAGGUGUCACUAAAAAGAGAAUCAAGUAAGAAAGAAGCCACACCUUCCAAAAUAGGGAUUUUUCCAGUACCUGAGAAAUUAUCCCAUUUGGAUUCAGGUUUCCAAGGAAGAAUGAAUGGGCAGCCUACGGAUGGAUGGGGCAAGAUGGCAUGAGAAGAACUAGGGCCUCAUGAUGCUCUCUGGCCUCGAUGGGUGAGAAAUUAGUCUGAGGUCGAAGGCAUUAGACAGAUGAUCAAAUCUAACUGUCCACAUGACACCUCAUCAUGAUUCUCAUAGCCUCUUAAUCUGGAAAUAUCCUGACUGCAGGGAUGACCUCGGUGGAGAGUCACAAAGAAGACAAUGGUGCCUUCUACAAGGUGCUGCCAGCCAGGACUCAGCGGAGGGGUCUGACAGGGCUCAGAGGGCUUUAUUCAGCUGGGGCCAGCAUGAUCCUCUUUUCCCAAGGGCAAGUCUGUUUUCUUGGUAGACACAUUCGCCUCUGCACCUUUGCUUUCUUGGGCCUCCAUCCCCCCUUUGUCUCCUUGCACUGGGUCAACGAGGAACAUGGAAGGGCAAAUUAAGAUUGUGUACAAAUUAAUCCUAACGCUGAAUGAAGUAGCCACUUAGGACCACCUAGUAUGGAAAUUUAGGAUAUCCUGCUGACCUCACAGUGCAACCUGCUGGGCAGGGGAGAACUGGGUCACCUUGAAGAACCAUCCUCACUGAUGUGAUCCUUGGUGCUGAGACCAACAAGCUCCAGAUUGGCAACAGGUACUGUCUUGGAAGCCACUUGAUUCUAAAACGAAAGCAGCCCCCUGGUUGAGGUCACUGGUUCUAAGACAUUUACAAGAAGUUCUUGAUUAUAUUUCUGGCCUAAUCCCCUAAGAUUGAGAUUGUUGAGAUAUGUCACCAUCAACAGGUAAGACCAAUUCUCAGAGAUUUCCAAGUGUCUCUUCAACGUCAAAUGACACAAAAGAGAUGGUCCUGUCUGCUCUUGAGCAUAGAACUUACAGGGUUGCUUAAGAGGUAGAUCUAAACCUUCCUUAGAAUCACAGAGUAUAACGAACUUGAGCGGAAUUGCAAGUACAGCUUAGUAAUGUCUAGUGUUGCUUAACUUGGCAACUCAUCUCUUAACUACUAGGCCAGUAGUUUCUUCCUACAGAGAAUCUCAUUAUAAGGCUUUUCACAGUAAUCUCUGAAGCUGGCAGAGAAGGUAAUACUAUCCCCCAUCUUCAUAUUGAGAAAAGCAAGUCUUAGUCAGGUUAGAGUAUCUCUAAGUCACAUAAUUAAACUGUCAAGUGAGAUUCCAAGAUCCUAUUUCUUGUCUCAUUCUGACCCAGCACAAUCAUGUUCUCGCCUGCCCCCACAUUUCUAGUAGAUGUGCCCCCACUAGCAAUAAAAUGAGGAUACAAGUGAUCUUCAAUACAUUGUGUUGCCCUUGAAUGAAAGAGCUAGGAGUUGCAUCUCAUUACGGUGGUAUGGUCUUUGUGGGUUUCCUCCACUGAAUUGAGAAUGAAGAGCGACUUAGUACGAUGAUUAUAUUUCAGGUCAGAGACCAGCUCCUCUCAAGAGAGUUCUUUUCACAGAUGGAAAAGAUAUGUUAAAAUUGCCAAAUAAAUUAGGAAAUACUUGGCAGAUCCUGGAAGAGCCUCCAGACUGGCAUUACAUAACAUGCAUAUACAUUAUACAUAUGCACAUUAUAUAAGGUGACAUAGUACUUAAUGUGCUGUAUAUAUUAUGUAAAUUACAUAUUUGUGAGUAAUCAUGAUAAAUAUAGAGACCCACUAAUCACUUUUUUACACAUACUCAGUGACAGAUUAGGAAGUUACUUUGCCAGGGAGUCUUAAAACUUACUCUCUCCUGCUGCUUUGGUUCCAACUCCUGCCAAAAAUAAUUACAUCAACUUUUCCCUCUCUAACCCCCCUCCUCUUAGCCAAACGCUCUGUUAUCUCCUGUCCCAGUUAGGCUAUACCUUCUUUAGAGCACUACCACGGUUUGAAUCCAUAAUAAAAUAGAUUCAUGGAAUGGGGAAGAAAUAGACUCAUAGAUCCCCUAUAUCAAGGUCUGUACAUCAACACUCCCUGGCAGGAAUGUGCCAAAGACUAAUAAAAAGGGAGGAGAUAGUGGAGAUAAGGAAGAAGAUGCUACCAACCUUCAAAGGAAGGAAACCGUGUUGUGUUUGUGAACCACCAGUUUCAGGACCCAACAGUCAGAAUGUUAAGUUCCUCCAGCAUAUAUGAUACUAUCACUUCCUAAAAUAGGUUUCACAAAAUACUAGCAUCCAUAAAAUGUUCCAUGACAAAAGAGUUCUGUGGUCAGGUACUAGAUCCCCAUCUUGGAGACACAUAAAAAGUCUUAUCCAUUAUAAAACAUAGAUGCUUUUACUUACUCACCAACAUCUGUAGAUUAAGAACACUGCCUCAAGUCUACCAUUUAUUUUUAUCCUCAGUGGAAAUGAGAACAUGCAAGUAACCAUCCUCUGUAAUACUAUAAAAAGUACUAGGAGUACUAUAUUUAAAAAAAUACUCCUUUUCUAGGACAAGGAAUCUUCAGCAAACUCCUGGUAACGCUCAGUCCAGUGCUGCAUAGGCCCAGCAGUGCUGGGAGCUAUGAGGGUGACCCUAGCAAUGCUUGAGAGACCCAUCGGGUGCCAGACAUUGAGGCCUCUGCACGCGUGCAUGUGCUCAAGCACUUUGUGCUGUCUCCCAGCAGUCUCGAUUCCUAAGGUGCUCUUUCUAGCUUUUUCUAUGUGAUUGUUUUAUUCCUCUUAUUCCUCCCAUCUAUAAGUCUUCAUAUAAGAAUCAAGGACCGGGACUGGAGCAAGAGCACAGUGCGUAGGGUAUUUGCCUUGCACACGGCUGACAGAGGUUCGAUUCCCAGCAUCCCAUAUGGUCCCCUGAGCACUGCCAGGGGUAGUGCCUGAGCGCAGAGCCAGGAGUGACCCCUGUGCAUCACCAGGUGUGACCUCCAAAAAAAAAAGAAUCAAGAACCUAGGCUUCCCUGGGUGGAGAAGGGACUAAGGAAAACAGAGGGGUUAGACUGCAUCUGUGAGGCUCCAGAAAACAGACUUAUAUGGAAACAGCUGCCUUGUGGGAAAAUGAAUGAAAGACCACUUACUCUUAUAGAAGGAGCCUUGAUUUGUUCCAUUUAGGAAAAAGGCAGUGAUUGACCUACCUUGUCCAAUAGGCCAUGAAAGCUGGUUUUUGAAGCAUCCAUGUUAAGUCUGUGGUUCUCUAACAGCCUUUUAAACAGCUCUAGCAUCCCUUGUUUUUUGAAACCUGGAAUACACCCCAGGGAAAUUAUGAAUGAGUAGGUACUAACCAGUGAGACCACACUUACACAUAGUAGGAUUGGGCAGAUUUCAUCAGCACCCUCGAAAAUAGCUAGUGUUGGUAGAUGUAUAUUCUUAGUUGCUUUGAGAAUUAAAGGAAUGAGUUGUGGUAUUAAAACCAACAGAGAUUUUUCUGUUUCUGCUCGGCUCCAUAUUAGCAAUGAAGAACGAUUCUCCUGGUCACACAUACCAGACCUACAUCCAAAGUGCAAGAGCAAAAAAAAAAGAAAGAAAGAAAGAAAGAAAGAGAAACAAGCCCAGGCGACAAAUAAAAAUCUUGUUUUAUUUUAGCUCAAACAAGUGUAGAACUGUAUAGAAUUUCACAAGGCCAUUGUUGUUGGUUCAGUCAGAUGUCCCACUCUAUUGUAGUACAUCUCUCAACUUUCUAUAAAAGAUAAAACAGGAAAGGGAGGUAAGAAAGAAAAUUUCCAUUUAUUGCUUACUGAGUACAAGGUACUGUCAAGGACUUUUCGUGUACUUUCCUUUUUAGUGUUCAUAACAGCCCAUGAUGUGGGCGUUGUAUUUAUUUUAAAGUUAAAGGGAUUAGUGCAUCAAAUAGUGACGUUCUUUGUCCAAGGCCAUGCAGUAAAUGUUAGAGCAAAGACUUUUCCUGAAUCUGUCUUACAUCAAAAUUUAUGCAUUUUCUCCUGUAACAUUCUUAUUGAUUUUGAACCCUGUUAUUCUGGGAAAGAUUAAAUGGCAUUGGCAAAUCGA